Lachancea meyersii CBS 8951 is the source of this 243-nucleotide messenger RNA. The record is from the annotation of a GenBank genome assembly. NCBI's taxonomy places the organism in Eukaryota, Fungi, Ascomycota, Saccharomycetes, Saccharomycetales, Saccharomycetaceae.
AUGAACGGCCAGGAAUCAAAUUCUCCAGACGUUAAUGAUACGAGAUCUCCGAGUAACGACACCCCCGUUAGUUCCAAUAAAGAACUUUUAGAUAAGACUAAGUUGCUGCGUGAUACUUUGGAGCUACUGCUUGAUAGAUCUGAGGAACAGAGGAAACAAUGCGAUCAACUUUCGCAUGAAAACCGGUAUUUGCAGGACUACAUUGAAAAUCUGAUGUCACAGGGCAAUGUUCUGGACAAAUAG